AUGUCGAUGAACAGGCUGCGGCAGCCCGUGGCGAACUUCGUCACACUUUCGUCUCGUCUUCCUAGGACCAGCCGAUUAGUCGUGAGACCAUGGAGAAGAUCUUAUGCUAGUAGCAAUAACGAGGCGUCAGGACCAUCCAGUUCUUCUUCAAGCUGGCUCCGCAACGCACUAGGCUUGGGUGGUACGGCCACCGCCGCCUUUCUGGCCUAUACGUAUGUAACGGCCGGAGGGGAUCUUGAAAGUGCCAUUGAAGCGAAGACCAAGACCACAAAGAUCCCUGGGGACUUGGACUCGCAAUAUGUGCAUGAAAGGAGAAGUUUGAAAAGCCCCGGUGUCUUUCUAUGGGGCACAAACGCUUAUCGCGUCGUUGAUCCCAAUUCAAAAGAGACAGUGAUCAAGGCCCCUCGAAGCUUUGCUUAUUUCGACGGUGAGGUGCUUCGAGACCUUAAACUUGGAGAGAAGUCCGGUGCGGCAAUCACCGAGAAGGGUGAUCUAGUGCAAUGGGGCAAAGGAUACUCGGACACCGAUUUCAAACCUACUAGGACUUUGAUUGGCAAGGACUUAACCUCAGUGUGCAUGUCGAAUGAUCGCAUACUCGCAUUGGCAUCAAACGGGAGUGUGUACUCUCUGCCUAUCGCAAAAAAUGAUCAAGAAUCUGGUCGGAAGCCCAAGGAAAGUUCUUGGCUACCUUUCCAAUCCUUCGCCGCUGGUGUAAGCUACCGAUUGCUCGAACCCGCCUUAAAGCUUGGUGAAAAGGUCACUGCAAUUAGCGGUGGACUACAACAUGCUCUUCUCCUUACCAGCUCUGGUCGAGUUUUCUCUGUCGCUUCUUCGACCGAGAGUUACCCCUCGUUUGGUCAACUGGGUGUACCAGGAUUGACUUGGUCGACCCGACCUCAAGGCUCGGUUGAUGCCUGUCAUGAGGUAAAAGCGCUGGGCAACUCUAAGAUCACUCAGAUUGCCACCGGUGAUUACCAUUCUCUGGCUCUCAGCAAGGACGGUACCGUUUACGCGUUUGGUGACAACUCUUUUGGACAACUGGGCUCUGAAUUCGACCCUGCUUCUCCAUUUAAUGACACCCCAACCCCUGUUCCGCUGAAGACCCUAUAUCCCGGCAAUAUAUGGCUGCCCAAAGUGACUACGAUUGCAGCAGGCGGCGCCAAUAGCUUCUUCACCGUAGAUGCUCAGCGGAUCCUGGGUCCCGGCGAGGACCGUUUUGCUGUACGUGAUUUGGGUCGAAUCACAGCUGACACCUGGACUUGUGGAAGAGGCAUCUGGGGUGCUCUUGGAAACGGCAGGUGGACCCAUCUGCAGGACGUGCCCACCAAGGUGAAGACUUUGAGUGGUUUGUUCGAGUACAACGAACGUACCAAGGCACUCUCCCCUAUUCGCUUACGCGAGAUUUCAGUCGGCACGACGCACGCCUCGGCAGUCCUAGACAACACAGCCCACGUUGAGGCAUCCGCCACAAGUUCCCUGGAAAAGCGUGACGACUGGGGCUAUGAUGCAUUGUUCUGGGGUGGAAACGAGAAUUUUCAGCUUGGCACAGGCAAGAGAAGCAACAUGUCCAGGCCGACACAUAUCAACGCACCUCCGGAGCCGGGUGCAAAGGAUGACAAGCAAGAGGCACGGCUUCAAAUCAUGCCUCGCCACAAGGCCAAAGUGGGUAGCCGCACUGUGAGCAUGGAGCAGCGCAUCGAGUGUGGCCGGCAUAUUUCUGGUAUCUACUCAACUGUAUGA
Molecule: messenger RNA, 1740 nt
Organism: Aspergillus clavatus NRRL 1
Lineage: Eukaryota; Fungi; Ascomycota; Eurotiomycetes; Eurotiales; Aspergillaceae
Product: putative mitochondrial protein Fmp25
Exons: 1
Coding region: 1-1740 (579 amino acids)
Biological process (GO): mitochondrial respiratory chain complex III assembly
Cellular component (GO): mitochondrial inner membrane
Source: RefSeq, a predicted model, not a curated record